Molecule: messenger RNA, 983 nt
Organism: Mercurialis annua (annual mercury)
Lineage: Eukaryota; Viridiplantae; Streptophyta; Magnoliopsida; Malpighiales; Euphorbiaceae
Product: MOB kinase activator-like 1A
Exons: 7
Coding region: 218-865 (215 amino acids)
Biological process (GO): signal transduction; positive regulation of protein phosphorylation
Cellular component (GO): nucleus; cytoplasm
Molecular function (GO): protein kinase activator activity
Source: RefSeq, a predicted model, not a curated record
UGUGAAAUAAAAUGUAUAUGUGAAUGUGAUACUUACUCAUUUUCCUAUACAUUCUAACACUCUGUCAUCUCCUUCUAUCUCUCUCCACUUCUUAUAUAUUUUUACACUUUUUUCUCCAUUAUCAUCCUCAUCACAAAUUUUAUUAAAUUUUCUUAUUUAUUUUUUCACAUUCUUGCCCCUUUUUUUUCAAACAAAGCCAGAGAGAUUUAGGGUCACCAUGAGUCUCUUUGGCAUCGGUGCCAGAAAUCAGAAGACAUUUCGUCCUAAGAAGAAUGCUCCAUCUGGAAGCAAGGGUGCUCAACUUCAAAAACAUAUCGAUGCUACCUUGGGCAGUGGCAACCUAAGAGAAGCAGUUCGGUUGCCUCCCGGAGAAGAUAUCAACGAGUGGCUCGCUGUUAACACUGUGGACUUCUUCAAUCAAGUGAAUAUUUUAUAUGGAACUCUUACAGAAUUUUGCACAGCAGCAAAUUGUCCAACUAUGACUGCAGGACCAAAAUACGAAUAUAGAUGGGCUGAUGGUGUUACGAUUAAGAAGCCGAUCGAGGUGUCUGCUCCUAAAUACGUCGAGUAUUUGAUGGAUUGGAUCGAGACUCAGCUAGACGAUGAAAUGAUUUUCCCCCAAAAAUUGGGGUCGCCUUUUCCGCCUAAUUUUCGAGAUGUUGUGAAGACGAUCUUUAAGCGAAUGUUUCGUGUAUAUGCUCACAUAUAUCAUGAGCAUUUUCAGAAGAUUGUGAGUUUAAAGGAAGAAGCUCAUCUAAAUACUUGUUUUAAGCAUUUUGUGCUGUUCACAUGGGAGUUUCGGUUGAUUGAUAAAGGUGAGCUUGCACCUCUACAAGACUUAGUUGAGUCUAUUCUGCAAUUCUAGUAGUGGAUUGAAUUGUAAAUCUUUUUCAAGUUUGUAGCUUAUUUGUAGCAUGAAUGUUUUGAUACACAGUUUUGUAAGCUUCUUUUUGUCAAUGUCACUUCUGAUUUCUAUUCGUUCA